AUGUCCUUCCCCUCCACGGUGGCGUGGCCACCUCCUCCUCCAUCGCAACCACAUCCCGCUUACAACGCCGUACCCGCCCGAACGACACUCGCCAAGCCUACUCCUGUGGCAGCGCCUCCGGCUCCCGAGAAGCCUCGGAAAGUCGAAUGGUCGGAACCUGUCCGGAACUACGUGCGACGCGCCUUUGAGCCCCAGAACGAGAUCAAGGGGAUUUCCACUGAAGAAAUGCAAGUAAAGCUUAAGUCCAUCAUCUCCUAUUACGCCGAACGCCAAAUGCACGACCAGAUCGACUGGUCCACCUAUCCCCUGCCACAACAACUGCUUCUUCAGGAACGCAGAGAAGCCACUGCCGGUCUUGCCAACCCAGUGUACACUUCAGUGAAUGUAUCAAGCUAUCCUACUAACAUGCCAUCCCCCGCCUUGACUCUCCCUUCGUCCAAGCGCAAGUCUCAGGAUGCCGAGGAGCUGGAGACGGCAGCCGCCAAGAUUCCACCCUGGCAAAAGACUAAUCUGCAAGACCGCGUCACGUUUGGGGACGGUCAACAGAGCAAGCGCCAGAAGAAGACCGACAUCACCAAGGAUAUCGUAAGUAAGUUUGACCAGGCUGACCUGGAGAAGCGUAAACAACGCUUCAACACUGGCAAAUCUGGAACCGCCGUCAAUCCGCCCUGGCGACAAUCACGAAAGGACGAAGAUGAGGUGUCCAUGGUCCCCAUUGUUGGCACCAACAUGUCACUCGAAAAGUCGUAUUUCCGUCUCACUGCGCCUCCUAAACCCGAGACGGUUCGUCCACAGCACGUGCUUGAGAAGACCCUGGAUAUGUUGAGGAAAAAGUGGAAGAGCGAAAAGAACUACAACUACAUCUGCAACCAGUUCAAGUCUUUGCGCCAAGAUUUGACGGUUCAGCAUAUCAAAAACUCGUUCACCGUCCGCGUCUACGAGACUCAUGCCCGGAUAGCUCUGGAAAAGGGGGAUUUGGGUGAGUAUAAUCAGUGCCAAACGCAGCUCAAGGGUCUCUAUGCGCAAGGCCUCGGGGGGCAUCCGGGCGAGUUCCUCGCAUACCGUAUUCUUUACUUUGUGUACACGUGCAACAAGACGGACAUGAACGACCUGUUGGCCGAAUUAACCAUUGCAGACAAGUCCAAAGCCGAGGUCAAGCAUGCACUGGACGUGCGCUCGUCGCUGGCGGUGGGCAACUACCACAAGUUCUUCAGGCUCUAUCUUGAUGCGCCUAACAUGGGCGCCUACCUAAUGGACAUGUUCAUCGAGCGUGAGCGUCUCCAUGCUCUCGCUAACAUCUCUAGAGGGUAUAUAAGCGUUCCGCUCCGCUUCGUCACGGAUGAACUUGGCUUCGAGAACGAUAAGGAAUGUGAGCAGUUCCUCCAAGAGCACAGCGCACACCACCUUGUAGAAGAGAAACGGAGCGACCAAACGGUGCAGAUGCGAGUACGCGUAAAAGAGGGCGCUACCCUGUUCGAACAACUUCGUGCUGCUGCGUUCAGCCGAGUAGACAUCAAAGGCCAAAUAUGAGCUGACUGGCAUGUUCUACUACCGUAUUCGGCUCGUUAAUUCUUCUUUGGUCUUCGAAACGGCCCUCCGAUUUUCACC
Molecule: messenger RNA, 1608 nt
Organism: Westerdykella ornata
Lineage: Eukaryota; Fungi; Ascomycota; Dothideomycetes; Pleosporales; Sporormiaceae
Exons: 3
Coding region: 1-1530 (509 amino acids)
Cellular component (GO): nucleus
Source: RefSeq, a predicted model, not a curated record